This is a messenger RNA of Quercus lobata, 680 nucleotides long. RefSeq lists its product as uncharacterized. The record is from RefSeq and is a predicted model, not a curated record. Bases 77 to 385 code for a protein of 102 amino acids. The transcript has 3 exons. NCBI's taxonomy places the organism in Eukaryota, Viridiplantae, Streptophyta, Magnoliopsida, Fagales, Fagaceae.
CCAACCCCAACCUAAAAAAAAUACAUAUUAAAUUUACUUCACUAUAAAAGCAGAACUAUAGCUCAGUGAGAAACAAAUGAUUAUCAUCAUUAACUUGUGUUUAAUGAGAAUGGCAGGCAAUACCCUUCAUCUACUUUUGAUCAUAUUGAUAUUGGUUUUCUCCAACUUUUUCUUCUUGGAUGCUGUCCCAAUAUUACCAAGAGGAAGAAGUCUAUUGCAUGCUAGUCAAGAUAUUGUAGCUUCUAGGAGUAUUCACAGGGCUAGCACAAAGCAAUAUGAGGAAGAAGAGCUCACCCAUGGCAGGAAUGAUUUGGAAUUCACUGAUUAUCCAGGAUCAGGAGCUAAUAACCACCACACUCCAACGCCACCAGCAGUGAAAGUCUAAGUUACUUGUUUAGUUCUUAUUGAUGCUAAAUUUACAACCUUAAGUAAGAAUUAUAUAUAUAAGUAUAGUUGCUUGUGUUUAUUAAGUUACUGUAAUAAAAAAAGGGGGCAGAAUGAAAGCCCACUUCAGUAGGAGGCAAGAAGAGUGACUCCAUACAUGUCUUCUAUUGGACUGAAAUAAAAUUGUAAUAUGAUCAAAUAUAUAGUAGGAAGGACUUGGGCAAUGUUUGUAUUGGGAAAACAUUUACACUAGUACCAACAAAUGGUUAAUCAUAGUCAUCAUACUGUUACUGCUA